GGGGCGGGCUCCGAGCGUGGGGAGGGCGCUUGCGCACUGCUGCUGCCGCUGUCGCCGCGGAGCCGGAGGGGAAGCGAUGGCUGGGCCCGCAUGGAUCUCCAAGGUCUCUCGGCUGCUGGGGGCAUUCCACAACCCAAAACAGGUGACCAGAGGUUUUACUGGUGGUGUUCAGACAGUAACUUUAAUUCCAGGAGAUGGUAUUGGCCCAGAAAUUUCAGCUGCAGUUAUGAAGAUUUUUGAUGCUGCCAAAGCACCUAUUCAGUGGGAGGAGCGGAACGUCACUGCCAUUCAAGGACCCGGAGGAAAGUGGAUGAUCCCUUCAGAGGCUAAAGAGUCCAUGGAUAAGAACAAGAUGGGCUUGAAAGGCCCUUUGAAGACCCCAAUAGCAGCCGGUCACCCAUCUAUGAAUUUAUUGCUGCGCAAAACAUUUGACCUUUACGCAAAUGUUCGACCAUGUGUCUCUAUCGAAGGCUAUAAAACCCCUUACACCGAUGUAAAUAUUGUGACCAUUCGAGAGAACACAGAAGGAGAAUACAGUGGAAUUGAGCAUGUGAUCGUUGAUGGAGUUGUGCAGAGUAUCAAGCUCAUCACCGAGGGGGCGAGCAAGCGCAUUGCUGAGUUUGCCUUUGAGUAUGCCCGGAACAACCACCGGAGCAACGUCACGGCGGUGCACAAAGCCAACAUCAUGCGGAUGUCAGAUGGGCUUUUUCUACAAAAAUGCAGGGAAGUUGCAGAAAACUGUAAAGAUAUUAAAUUUAAUGAGAUGUACCUUGAUACAGUAUGUUUGAAUAUGGUACAAGAUCCUUCCCAAUUUGAUGUUCUUGUUAUGCCAAAUUUGUAUGGAGACAUCCUUAGUGACCUGUGUGCAGGAUUGAUCGGAGGUCUUGGUGUGACACCAAGUGGCAACAUUGGAGCCAAUGGGGUUGCAAUUUUUGAGUCGGUUCAUGGGACAGCUCCAGACAUUGCAGGCAAGGACAUGGCGAAUCCCACAGCCCUCCUGCUCAGUGCCGUGAUGAUGUUGCGCCACAUGGGACUUUUUGACCAUGCUGCAAGAAUUGAGGCCGCAUGCUUUGCUACAAUUAAGGAUGGAAAGAGCUUGACAAAAGAUUUGGGAGGCAAUGCAAAAUGCUCAGACUUCACAGAGGAAAUCUGUCGCCGAGUGAAAGAUUUAGAUUAAUGCUUCUACAACUGGUAUUUGCAUCAGUCACUCUAAAUGGACACCACAUAAACCUCUAUUUAGAAUACCUACGUAUGUAUGCAUUGGUUCGCUUGUUUCUUGACAGUACAUUUUUAGAUCUGGCCUUAAUGAAAUCUGCGCAAAAGAUGCAGGUGGAUGUCCCUAGGUCUGUUUUCAAAGAACUUUUUCCAAGUGCUUGUUUUAUUUAUUAAGUGUCUACCUGGUAAAUGUUUUUUUGGUAAACUCUGAGUGGACUGUAUCAUUUGCUAUUCUAAACCAUUUUACACUUAAGUUAAAAUAGUUUAUCUUCAGCUGUAAAUAUCAGGAUACAGAAUUAAUAAGAGAAAAUGUCUAACUUUUUAAGAAAAACCUUAUUUUCUUUGGUUGUUGAAAAACAUAAUGAAAAUAAAACAGGAUAUUGAUGUAAUAGCACAAAAUGACACUCUUAUAAAACUAAAUGGGCACAAGAGAAAUUUCCUGGGAAAGUUCACAUCAAAAAGAGUGAAUGUGGUAUAUUUCUAAAUGAUAUGAAAAAUAGAGACAGAUUUGUCCUUUACAGAAAUUACUGAUUAUGAAUAAAAACUUCAGAUCCCUGAAAUAUAUAAUGAGAGAUAUAAUUUUUGUUAAUGACAAAGAUAAUAUAUUGGAUACAAAAACACAAAUGUAUUGCGCAUUCAAUUAUUUUGUUGUCUUGAGAUUUAAUAUUCUUUCCAAGAGCUUUUAAUGAAGCAGAGAGCUAGUACUUCAUUUUCAUUGGAUACAUUUUCAGCAUCAUGAGUUGUCACAGCCUCUGAGCCCCUGAUCUUAAGCCAGAAGGGCUGAGUGUAUUGUAAACUUAUUCUUGCACGUUGCUGUUUGGGAAUGGACCACACUACAGCUGGUAGUUCUGGGGGCGAUACUGCUUAAAGGCCUGAACACAUGUAUUUUGGCUCCAAUUGAGGAACUCGGGAUGCUGACUGUUAAUUUCGUAUUUCAACAACUGCCCCUUCUCCUAUCCCAGAGCACCAAUUACUGCCCUCUGCAUCAGCAGUACAAGAUGACAUUCCAAAGACUGGAGGCGACUCAGCCUGAGUUAAUUCACAAAAUUGUGCCAUGCUGGGGCUUGAGCUUGGGCUUAGGCUUGGGCUCAGCUUUUGACCUUCAGGUGUCUCCUUUCCCUUCCUGCCUUCCUCUCCCUUAUCCUCUGCUGCAGCAUGAUUUUCUUAAUCUUCAGACACUCACUAUUUUCAUGAACAGUUACCCUCUGGCCCCACAACCAAAGACAACUCAUGACCUCCCUUGGCCCUUGUGUAACAUUGCAAACCUGUGGCUUUGCAAAAUGUACCCAGGUCACAAGGGGAUUUUUUUUUUUUUUUUUUUAGCAAUGAUAUUCCUGCCUGGGUAACUUUUUAAGCUUGUAACCAGACUUAUAAUCUUAAAUGUAUUUUCCUUUGUUUAAGCUGCUGCUUUCUGUGUUUCAUUGGAUUGAGCUAGUUAUCAGUGGCUCUUGGGUUCAAAGUAAUAAAGAAUUCCAAAACUGA
Rhinopithecus roxellana (golden snub-nosed monkey) is the source of this 2697-nucleotide messenger RNA. RefSeq names its product isocitrate dehydrogenase (NAD(+)) 3 catalytic subunit alpha (gene IDH3A). Lineage: Eukaryota; Metazoa; Chordata; Mammalia; Primates; Cercopithecidae. The transcript has 11 exons. Gene Ontology annotation, molecular function: isocitrate dehydrogenase (NAD+) activity; magnesium ion binding; NAD binding. Gene Ontology annotation, biological process: tricarboxylic acid cycle; isocitrate metabolic process. The record is from RefSeq and is a predicted model, not a curated record. Gene Ontology annotation, cellular component: mitochondrion. The coding region runs from base 77 to 1177 and encodes 366 amino acids.